AUGGAGCUGCCAGGAAUGCAGCUGUCGGCGGUAGGACAAUACCGACCGGGAGAAGACUUCGAAAAAUGGCUACGGAAUGUGGAGCGUUACCUGAUCGCGGCCAAUGUCAGAGAAACGGAGCGGAAAUGCGCGCUGCUACAGUACCUCGUGGGGCCCGAUAUAGCGGACCUCAGCGAGGCCCUGCCCGAGCCGGCGGGGGAGGGAAAUGAGUUCGAGAAGUUGAAGGAAAAGUUGACUACGUACCUGGCCCCAGUCCGGAACACUGUGACGGAGAGAGCCGAGUUCCAUCAAAUGACAAUGCGAACGGACGAAGAUUUCGAGCAGUUCCUCGGGCGGCUGCGCGUCCAAGCGCUGCGCUGCGGCUACACGGCUGCAGAAACGGACCGUGAACUACGAGACCGGUGUGUAGUCGGCAGCAGCCCAGGACUGCGGGAAAAGCUCCUCCAAGAGACGGCGAGCAGGGGAGAGGAGCUCACUCUGGAAAACGUUCGCCGAGCCGCACGGGCCUACAGAGACAUGCGGCAGCUGUGCGCCCAGGUGGGAGGAGGCCAGUCGGCGCCGGCAGUUACGGCGCCCGGCAGUGUGGAGCCGAUGGUGAACGCUGUGGCAAUGGCGGGCAGGUCAGCCCAGCCUCGACGAGGACAGUGCUUUAACUGCGGGUCGCAGCAGCACUGGAAGAGAGACUGCCCGACUCUCCAGCGGGGGCGCGGCGGUGGUGGCAGGAGCAGCACGCACCAGCACGCGGGCAGCAGUCCUCGCCAGCUCGCAGACGGGGACGGCCCGCCGCCCGGAGAGUACCGGCGGAACCAGGCCGCAUCUCAGUCGGGACGUCGGGGCCGAGCCAGUCAACCACGGCAGGACCAGAGUACACGCCAGACGGCGAUCCGGCGCUGCUACCGGUGUGGCUCCCACACUCACCUGCAGCGGAGGUGCCCGGAGCGCGCUGUGGAUCACCUGACAGAAGACGGCGGACGGUGGCUGGAGGACAACCAACUGGAGAGCGGUGUCCUGAAGAUUGACAUGCGGGGUGAAAGAGCGGACCUUCCUCUCGUCUCAGUACGGAUAAACGGGCGAGAAAUCAGGAUGCUAGUCGACACCGGCUCACCAGUGACGAUUGUCGGCAGGGACACAAAGAUACCGGGAAUGUGCGUGCGAGCGUCAGACCUGAGACUGCAGACAUUCACGGGACAACUGGUGCCUCUCCGUGGAGAAACGACCGUGCAAGUCGAGCACGCAGGUCAGACUCGGUCCCUGCGCCUGGUCAUCUGUGACCGGCCGGAAACGACACCGCUGCUGGGACGUGACUGGCUCCGCCAGCUGCAGUUGGACUGGCGAGCGGUACACAUGGUCAGCGGUCCCUCGGAGGCAGAUCCGAGACUGACGCCGGAGACCGUCAUCAGGAAGCACGAGUCAGUGUUCGCGGACGGUGUGGGCAAAAUGACUGUGAAGGCCCACCUGGCACUGAAGCCCGGCGCUCGCCCAGUGUACAAGAAGGCUAGGCCGGUGCCGUACGCGCUCCUACCCCUGGUCGACAGAGAGCUGGAGCGCUGGGUUCGCGAGGGAAUCGCGGAGAAGACCGACUCGGAGCAGGCGCCCACCGGCUGGGGAACGCCGCUGGUGCCGGUGCUGAAGCCGACCGGUCAGGUCAGACUGUGCGCCAACUACAGUCUAACUGUGAACCCGCAGCUCAUGGUGACGCCGUACCCGCUCCCGGCGCCGGAGGACCUGUUCGCGAACAUCAAGGGCCGAGUGUUCGCCAAACUGGACAUCCGUCGGGCGUACGAACACAUGGAGCUGGACCAGGAGUCACGUGACCUCACCACCGUGACGACACACCGCGGAUCGUUCAGAAUGAUUCGAAUGCCGUACGGAAUCGCUAACUGCGGUUUCCUGUUCCAGCAGGCUAUGGACAAGAUCCUGGAGGGACUGGACGGCUGCGUGUGCUACAUGGACGACUGCUUGAUCGCAGCCGACAGCGAACAGGAGCUGCUGAGGCGCCUGGAUCGGGCGCUGGAUCGAAUGGAACGCAACGGGCUGAGACUGGAGCGGUCCAAGUGCGUGUUCCUGGCCAGGGAAGUAUCGUUCCUGGGGUGGAGGAUCACUGCAGACAGCAUCAGACCGGAGGAGGACGGCACAACGGCGCUCCUGGACGCGCCGGAGCCGCGAGACGUACAGCAGCUCCGAUCCCUACUGGGAUCGGUGAACUACUACAGCCGCCUCCUGCCGGGGCUCGCCACGACGCUCGCGCCUCUGUACGCUCUGCUCAAGCGCGGCACACCGUGGCGGUGGACGCCGCAGUGCUCCGCUGCGGUCGCUACAGUGAAGCGGCUGCUGGCCAGCGGGCGCGUGCUGGUUAGGUACGACCCCAGCCUGCCGCUGAAGCUGGUCACGGACGCCAGCUCCACGGGGGUCGGCGCGACCCUUCUGCAUCAGAUGUCCGACGGCACGGAGCGACCAAUCAUGUUUGCGUCGAGGACGCUGACACCGACUGAGAGGCGCUACGCAGAGGUUGAGAAGGAAGCGACCGGUGUGCAGUAUGGACUCAGACGGUUCCAUCGAUUCCUGUUCGGGAGGAGAUUCACACUCACCGUGGACAACAGGGCUCUGUCACGGAUACUCAGCCCCGAGCGCGACCUGCCCGGCCUCUCAGCGGCACGUCUUCAGAGGAUCGCCAUGGAGUUGGCGGCGUACCAGUAUGACGUGGAACUGCGCAAAACGGCAGACAUGGCUCUCGCUGACAGUCUGUCUCGGAUGGCGCUGCCGGAUAGUGAGCAGGAGCAGACGGCAGCAGAGGCGGACACCAGCGGCCUGGACUGCCACCUGAUGUUCAUGGACGGUGCGGGCCCGCCGCUGACGGCCCGCGAGCUCGAAAUCGGCACCCGACGUGACCCACUGCUGGCCAGGGUACUGUCGCAUGUCCGACACGGAUGGCCAUCAGUGACGGAGCCGGAGCUGGCCCCCUACAGACAGCGCGAGACGGAGCUGUCCACCGACCGGGGCGUGCUCCUCUGGGGCGGACGGGCGGUGAUACCCCAGAGACUCAGAGAGCGGGUGCUACAGGAGCUACACACUGGACACCUUGGUGGGUCCAAAAUGAAACAGCUGGCGAGGCGGUACCUGUGGUGGCCCGGUCUCGAUGCCGACCUGGAGGCCAUGGCACGGGGCUGCCACUCAUGCGCUGAGAAGCGCGGCGCUCCACCCCGAGCGACACUCCACCCGUGGGAGCCCACGUCAGGGCCGUGGCAGCGAAUCCAUGUCGAUUUCGCGGGGCCGGUGGAAAACAAGUACCUGAUGGUGGUGUGCGAUAGUCACACCAAGUGGGUGGAGGCCAUCAUCAUGACAACGACGUCCGCCGGGCGGACCGUUGAGGAGCUCAGGGAGCUGUUUGCGCGAUUCGGAAUCCCAGACCAAGUCGUAACCGAUAACGGACCUCAGUUCACGUCGACGGAGUUUGGGAUCUUCCUCUCCAACAACGGCGUUCGGCAGAUCCGCACGGCGCCGUACCACCCAGCCAGUAACGGCGCGGCCGAGCGAGCUGUCGGUGUGUUGAAGAGCGGGCUCCGAGCGACCGCACGGGACGGCGGCUCGCUGCAUCAACGUGUGCAGAAGGUGCUGAUCGCGUACCGGACAGCUCCACACGCGGUCACAGGUCGGCCGCCGGCGGAGGUAAUGUUCGGACGCCCGAUCCGCACCAGGCUGGACCGUCUGCACCCCAGCAUCAUUCGUGACGUAACGGACAGCCAGCAGGACCAGAGAGAAGCGGCCGGGGGACGCCCGCGCGAAUUUCAGGUCGGUCAGGCCGUGUGGGCGCGGACGUAUGCUGGACCUCAGCGCUGGCGACACGGCCAGGUGAUCGGCGUCACGGGCCCCGUAUCGUAUCAGGUGGACGUCGGUGGGGCCGUGUGGGCGCGCCACGCCGACCAGCUGCUCCCCACCGCCGGCCGAGCACAGCAGCAGACGACAGAACCGACUGCCGGCCGAGCGGAGCAGCAGGAGACAGAACCGGCAGCAGCACAGCAACAGCACCAGUAUCAGCUCCCGGCGAAUCCUGCAGCACCGUCGCGAGAGCGCCAGCACCCACGCGGUGGGGGCUCCCUCCGAGACGGCGAGAGAGGAGAGGGAGGACAGGAAGAGAGAGCAGAGGAGGAGAGAGCGAACGAGCAAGAGCACGAGGCGGGGGACGGAGCGGCUCAAAACGAGCGGCCUGAGCCGACCGAGCCACUGCGCCGGUCAAAACGGACAAUAAACGUGCCGGUCAGAUAUCGGUAG
Molecule: messenger RNA, 4269 nt
Organism: Amphibalanus amphitrite
Lineage: Eukaryota; Metazoa; Arthropoda; Thecostraca; Balanomorpha; Balanidae
Exons: 1
Coding region: 1-4269 (1422 amino acids)
Biological process (GO): DNA integration; proteolysis
Molecular function (GO): nucleic acid binding; aspartic-type endopeptidase activity; zinc ion binding
Source: RefSeq, a predicted model, not a curated record